CACAAUCGUGCCCAUGCUCGGCUCUCAUCCUCGCCACCACCACCUUGCACAGUGAAUCGGAAGAUGGAGAUGGAUGUUAAGGGAGUUUCUCAGUGCCCGGAGCCCAUCCCCCACUCUCAGGGGGCUGGCGGAGGCUGUCAGCAGCCACCACCGCCACCGCCGCCGCCGCCGCCGCCGCCGCAGGAUGAGCAGCCUGGGGAAAGUGCGGCCGCCGGGGACAGCCACCCAGAGAAGAGACCAAACAGUGAGAAAGAAGACAAAAAGAGGAGCUCGGCCAGCAAGACUUCAGGUGCUCCUUCCUACAGCAGAUGGUCCAGCUCACAGCCGCAUCAGGAGGCUCUGCAAUGUUCCGGGCUUGAUGCAAUCAGCACAAUGCCAUCUGCAAACAACAGCAUCUGGAGGACAUCACCAUCUAUAGGGAAUCCCUCUUUGAUUUGGACUCUGCGUUGGACAUCCUCCAUGACAAUGAGAAGCCUGGGACGCGGGAGCCUGGGGACUUGCCCCAUUUCUGCAAUAGAAUAUUCUUCUAGCUCCACGGUGAGAACGUACCAAAACAGUAAAUCCAGAGUGACCAUGAGUCCCGGCUUCAGCUCCCAGUGGAACAGCAGCCAACCAGCUUGGAACAGCUAUACCUUUCCAAGAGCAAGCUUGCACUACCAGUCCCACGCCAGCUACACCUACUGUGCUGGACACCCCGCCUCCUAUGCACCAGCUCCCCACCCCAUGGCACCUCCCAGCCCCAGCACAAACAGCAACAACAACAGCAGCAGCAACAACAAUAGUGGAGAACAGUUGAGUAAAACCAACCUGUACAUUCGAGGCCUUCCACCCGGCACCACGGACCAGGACCUAAUCAAGCUGUGUCAGCCGUAUGGAAAAAUUGUUUCCACAAAGGCAAUUCUUGACAAAAACACAAAUCAAUGCAAAGGUUAUGGCUUUGUAGAUUUUGACAGUCCUGCUGCAGCACAGAAAGCGGUAGCAUCUCUCAAGGCCAAUGGCGUACAGGCACAGAUGGCCAAGCAACAAGAACAAGACCCCACAAACCUAUACAUCUCCAAUUUACCCAUUUCCAUGGAUGAGCAGGAAUUGGAGAACAUGCUGAAACCCUUCGGCCACGUCAUUUCCACCAGAAUAUUGAGAGACGCCAAUGGAGUCAGCAGAGGUGUCGGAUUUGCCAGGAUGGAGUCGACUGAAAAAUGUGAAGUGGUAAUUCAACAUUUUAAUGGGAAAUACCUGAAAACACCACCAGGAGUACCAGCCCCCACUGAGCCUUUGCUGUGUAAAUUCGCAGAUGGAGGGCAGAAAAAGCGUCAGAAUCAAGGCAAAUACACACAGAAUGGAAGGCCCUGGCCGAGGGAAGGAGAGCCUGGCAUGGCAUUGACCUAUGACCCCACAGCUGCUAUACAGAAUGGAUUUUAUUCUCCACCGUACAGUAUUGCAACAAACCGCAUGAUUCCACAGACAUCUCUCACGCCAUUCAUUGCUGCUUCCCCCGUGUCCACAUAUCAGGUCCAGAGCACUUCAUGGAUGCCUCACCCUCCCUACGUUAUGCAGCCAACAGGUGCUGUGAUAACACCAACAAUGGACCACACUAUGUCAAUGCAGCCAGCAAGCAUGAUGGGCCCCCUGACGCAACAGAUGAACCAUCUUUCCUUGGGCACGACAGGAACGUAUAUGACUGCGGCUGCACCUAUGCAAGGGACCUACAUUCCCCAGUACACUCCUGUGCCUCCAACAGCCGUCCCUAUAGAAGGUGUUGUCGCUGAUACCUCUCCCCAGACAGUUGCACCUUCAUCACAGGAAGCCAGUGCCCAGCAACAGCAGAUAGCGGUGGAAACGUCCAGUGAACAUACGCCUGCAUAUUCCUACCAACAGUCUAAACAAUAAACAGGACUGAAGAAUGUCAAUCUGAAAACUUUGCCUUGAAUGGAGAAACUUCAUUGAACAAGGAGUUGGCUUCCAGUUUGCACAGGCGUCAACCGAAUGCUUUUUUUUUUUCAUUUUCUACUUUACCCAAUGGAAAAAAAAAAACAAAAACCCAAGUGUUUUUAUGUGCUGUGCGAAAGGUUCCGUCAUGUAGUCUGACAGUUUUAUUUUUGCUAUAAUUUUUUUUAAUUAAAGAAAAAACCCAGAGGGGGAAAAAAAAAACAUAAACACUGGGGGUUGACAUUUCAUCUGGAUGAACAUUUGGAUUCAGAAUUUACCUGAAGGUGUAGAUAGAUUUUUUUUUUUAAAAACAUCAAAUCUGAUGAUGUCAAGAGGGAGCAAGCUGAGAUGAAAAUCUUGUCUUCCUCAAUAAUUAAGCUAUUUUCUCUUUUUUUCCCUUCUUUAACUCUAGUGCAUUUGUUUUUUAUUUUUAAUUUUUUUUCUUAGAAAUGUUUAGGUAAGGUUUAUCUUGAAUCUUAAUUGCCUUAAUUUUAAGGACGUCAGAGGCUCUCCAGGCAAGCUGUCCACGUCUUGUUAGAAAAAAACCGGAGAAGGAAAUUUGAAAAGACUGCUUUGAGCCAGCUUCAACUGGUGCAGAAGUUUAAUAGACUCUGAGUUUUUAAGGUGAAAAAAAAUAAACUGUACAGUUGAAAAGAAAAUGUUUUUCUUCGUUUGAAGAAAAUUUGUUGAUAAAGGAACCGUGGCAACUACAAGGAUUAGAAAAAAAAAUGCUGGGACUUUUCAUGAACUUUGUCUUAAGUGUUGACAGGAAUCAUUCUAGAAAGGAAAUGUGAUUGACAGGAAAGUUAUUGACAUUGGUUCAAUCAAAUGGCUGCAUUCGAAAUGAUUUGGGCUUUGGGAGGGCAGGAUGCAGAUUUUUUUUUUUAUUUCCAAGGAGUGAUCGCUGACAAAGGCCCUUGUGCUUUUUAUCUGCAGUCUUUUUUAUGAGCGUUAAGAAGUUUUUAGUCAGCUUUGCUUGUCACAUUGCAAAACCUAGCUUAAGAGCAUUAAAACAAAAAAGAAAAAAAAAACUUAAGUAGAUAGGAGCUUAUGGUCAAAAAAAAGUGCAAAAAAAAAGCAAUAGAUAGAAGAAAUUGUUGACAAUUUCUGUAGUCUUUCCUAGUUGUGAUCAAAUGCAGCCUAUGGAUGGCCUAUUUUAUACCAAAGAUGAAGUGACAUCCUGACGCAGUCCAGAAGAUAGAGGUUUUCUUUUGUGUUUUUUUUCUUUUUUUUUUCCUCUUCUUUAAAAAAAAAUCUUUAUUUGACCUACAUGGCCGGACCAGUUCUUAUUUUCAUGUUUGUUUAACCUAUAUUCCACUGGUGUUUUACAUACUGCAGAGUUUAUAAAGAAAAGUGCACAUUAGUUGGGCUUAGGAAGCCCAAACCUGUUGGGUUCAGUUGAGAAUCAGAGCAGGACAAGAACUGAGCACCAACUAAUGUUACCGAAAAGGCUUUCAUUUUGCUGAGCUUUUCACCUAUGCUCUUGUACAGCGCAAUCCAUAAUGGGGGCCACCUCUAUUGGGAGGCAUUUGCCUAAAAGGCUGAAUUUUCUUUCUGUGCAUGUUGGACUAUAAACUCUUCUGGGGGGAAAACAUUUGAAAAGGUCACCUUUCCCCUUCCUCCCCUCCCUAAAAAAAGUCUGUGGAAUGGUAGGUGGUCUCCUUAAAGAAUGUCUCAUUGUCUUUGUAAAGAAAGUCUUCCUUCUGAUUUCUGUCACCCCUUUGGUUCAUCUGCUCAUCUUUUCCAGCAUGGAUAGCAACUUUGAUUCUGAAAUUGAAAGAAAGGGAAGGCAGAGUUGUUUCCCUUUUUAUUUUUUUUUCAUUGCAUCUUUGAAGGCUAUGGUUGCCAGAAAGAAAAGGGGAAAAUUGGACAUGUUUUCUCAAUUUAACUCUCCUGGGCAGGUAGGAAUAUUAAAAAUAAGGGUUUUUUUUCCUAAUGGAAUUCUGGAUAAGCUCUUAAUAUGCUGGUUGACAAUCAAGAGUUAGUAUGAUUUAAGAAAACAAAAACCAAAAGGACGCAGUCCUGGAGAUCAGUUAAGCCAAAGGAGGCGGUGGAUGCCCAAUUAGGUCCAAAAGUGAAUGCAAUUUCAUUAGCUGAGACACAAUUGUACAUGUUCUUUGAAGACAUCCAUGGGAAAUUUGCAAUGUUUUACCUGAAAUCCAGGGCAGUGAAACUUUGUUAAUUGAGAAGGGUUUGAUGGUAGUACGGUUUUCUGAAUGAGGCACUGGGAUGAAAGAAUUGGUGAAGCAGCUAGAAGACAAAAAUAAGUUACUGAGUUGAAGGAAUGAGGUAAUGAGGUCAUUUUGUGUAACUACUGUGAAAAAGGAAAUAGUAUUCAUUUAAAAGGAAAAGAAGUCAAUCAUAUCCCAAUGAAAUCCACUGAAAUAAAAGCUGCGGUUCUGAAAUUGAUCUGAAAGUUCUCAUGAAAGAAACACCUUUAAAUCCAAGUGAAAAUAAUUUCAAGUAAUGGUGCUUCCCUAUAUCUUAAUUUUAAUUUUCAAUUUGAGGGAAACAAUCCUUCAAAUAAUUGGCUGCUAUAGUUCAAUUCAGUACCCAUUCCAGAGAGAAGAAGCCUGUUGGUCCCUACUAUCGUAUAAUACCCCCAGAGGUUAAGGGGAGGGAGACGCUCUAGGUUUCCACUUCAUUUAUUGUCUUCUCCCUGGGUUUUGUGGGGUUUUUGGGGUUUUUAUUGGCAUUUUAUAGAUGGCACCAAUUUGAGUUUUAUCAUUGUAGAGCUGCCCAUAGGAGAGCUACAAAGAAUUCUUCAAACCAGCUCCAUUUAUUUUUCUCUUCCCAUUCUUCAAAACACCUUGUAUAAUUAUGAAUUCUCCCUGAAAAUAAUUGAGUUGAAUAGAAAACAACCUUAUUUUAUUCUUUUUUUCCUUAUAAAUCCCCAUGUGACACAAAGAAAAGUCUCAUUUGCUCUGAACAAUGAGAUUCCAAGGUAGCUACCAUGUGGCUGAUGAAUAUGCUGAGGUCACUUCCUAUUUCUAUUCAAAACCCUGCUGUUUAAUUUAUAUCUUUAGAGGUUGUUGGGUUUUUUUUUUUUUUUUGGUUUCGUUCAGUUUGGUUUUCCCCAGCAAUGAAAGCAAAAUAAUUUUGAUGUUUUUAUUAAACCAAUUGGGGCAAAAGGAAAUCACCCCACCAAAGGUUUUGACCACUGCCAUGUGUUUUGUGUUCAGAUUGUUUAAACCAUGCCACACUGUCAAAGAUCUCAUCUCAUACCAAAAAGGAAAGGGAAAAUAUUUUUUCUCCAUACACAAGUUAGCUCAUACUUCUCUGUCCUCUGACCUAUGAACUUUCUCGAGUUUCAAACCACGCCUGAAAAACAGCAGCUUGAACAGGUAAGCAAUAGUAGGUUCCUAGCAUAGGCCUUGUUUGAGCGGGAAAAACACACACAAGCGAACCAACUCUGCCAUGUUUGCUUGCAAAUAGUGGUAAAUGGAAGGAACUCUGAUAUGGUAAUAAACAAUAGUGCAGAGAUAGUAAAAUUCUUUAAGAACAUAAUUGUCUAAAAACAAAACUAAUUAUCCUGUAUGUUAUGGGUCAAUAGAGUUUCUACAUUUGGCCCGCUGUUUCAAUUGUCCCAUUGGUCUUACAUAUCAGCACCAGGAGAUUCCUGAUUGAAUGAUAGAGUUCCUUAAAGUCUUUGGGCAGGAGAGCCUGAUCUUAAAAUAUGGGAACAAACUAAAAUCAACAAACCACACUCCAUAAAUAUUUGUUGUCACAUCCAAACUGUAGUACACAGUCAAUGGAACACUAAUUAAUAUUUUCUUUUCACAAAGAUGAUAGGUUGUCAGAGGGAAAAUGUAUAUGAUAACCGGGAGUUUCUAAAUACCUUCUUAUGCCUUCUAAAGGAAAGAUGAGGUCACAGAAGGAUUAUAAGAGAACUGAAUAUGCAAAUGAGAGUGCUGGUAGCAGAGGGUUGCCUUGGGCCUCUGGGAACUCCUGAUUAUAUAUAAGAUAUGAAUAUACAAGUUGGCUAAAGGAUUCCCAAUGAGUCUGAUCCUAAAUUUGCUCAUGUUUUCUUGGUUCAUUGGCUAGAUACUGUUUGUCUAGAAUGUUGGUGCCAGUCUUCAUUAGAAUCCUUGCCAAGACUCUCACAGAUACAUUAAAAAAAAUGGUGGCCCAUUUUGAGAAGCUCCCAUUAGAUGGAAUGUGGAUUUCAGGGGAACUUGAUUCAGUUUGGACAUCCAGGCUAUAUCAUCAUGGUUUUUCAGUAGCUUAAAUGGACUCAAUGAAACAGAUUAAAUGACUAACCAAACAAAACUAGACAUGUUUAAAAAAAAAAAGUUUUGUUCUAAAGUGGGUAUAUGAACCAUUGCAGAAAAAGAGAGCUAUUCAGGAAAGAGAAAAUCAUAAGUAAGUUUUAAAUGGUUUUUAUAUGAGCAAAAAUAAAAUGAAGGGAAAUUAUUUAUGUAUGUGUAUAGCCCAUUUGAGGAAGCCUCCACUGUAAUAAAGCCUAUUUUUAAUAUGUCAUAGUAUUUUGCCCUAUGUUAUGUUGUCUAUGGCAGGAAAGGAUGAAAUUUGGGUUCUUAUUUCAUAGUUAUCUUGUCAAGUAUACAUCUGUUAAACUCAACUGGGCUGUCAAGUUCUUACUGAAUAUUAUAGGAGGAGUUAGAUGACAAAAUCUUCAUAGGCUCUUUGCCCCUGUCCUCUCAGUUGUCCAUCCUGCAUCCAGACUGUAAUGAACUUCAGAGAAAUGAAUCAAUCUAUCUUGAUGGUGACACCAAAUAUGGUUUUGGAAAAGAACUUGGGUUUCAGUCAAUCUCAACUGGCAUUCGUUGUCAAAAAUUUUCCUUAAGGUAAAAUUGUUCCUAUUAUCGAGCUCUUGGUCAGGGAUGGUUUCAGUGGUUGAUCUAUUGUUCAUGGUAAUUUGUGCAAUGAGAGUGUAAAAAGUCUACCACCAAGCCCAGUGAGUGCUCAUGAGCCUUCACUUAGUGCACCCACCCCCUCCCAUCAAGUUAAUGAUUUCUUUUGUUUUAACUUGACACUUAUACAUAAAUGCCACUGCCAAGGAUGGAUAAUGUCAACAAUGCCCUUUGGUUCCCUAUCAUUCCUAAUUCAACAUGUAGCAGUGAUAUAACAUAGGAGGAGGCCACUUUGAGUCCUCCAGAAAACAUCACCUCUAUAUGACCACCACCAUUUCCCACAGUCCACCCUGGUCUGCCCAGCCAUUGAUCACAUUCACUGCUGAGGCUUACUGCCAUGAUUUCUGAUUAUACAAAGGAAUCCAUUCAUCCUCAGUUCCUUCCGUCCUCCCCUGGGCAACUGUCACUGUUCAUUGUACUACCUUCAGGGAAUGGUGGAUAAUGAAACAGAAAGGAGGUAAAACUGAAAUCAGUCCAAUUUGCUACUCAUCAAAUCAUCUGAUAACAUGUUAGGUUGACAUCUUUGGUUACAAUGAGGUAUAUUGGGUUUAUCUGUGGAUUUCAGUUAUCCAACCCAUCUUGUUCCCUAUUUACCACAGUUUGUGGAGAGUUAACUACAGUCUUUGAAGAUGAUAAAUGGGGAGGGGAGAGAGAGAGAAGGUGCUCAAAGCAUAAAUGUCCAUUUGGCUUCCCUCACUGUUGUGAUUUCUUUGACAUCUGUAUACUUUUGAUCAGGACAAAGAUGAAUCGGUCCACUUAGAGAAAAACAUCAACUGUUGGACAAAUCCACCUCAAAUUUUAAAUUGCUAAGAAGGAUGCGCUUAGUUUCUGUGCUUUGAAUGACUUUGCCUUCCUAUAUCAUGGCAGAAUGGUUUCUAUAUUCUGGUAGAUCUUAAUGAUAGCUUCAAAUGGAAAUAAUGCCCACUUUUUUUUUUCAGUUUUAGAGUUGGGCAUCUUCUCAGCUCCCUGGUAACAGAAUAUUGCUAAAGGUGCUUUGUCUCACAGUAAAAAAUGUUUUCAUUCUAAUUCUUUAGCAAAAAAGAAAAAUGGACUAGUUCCUAGGCAUCAUGGAGGCACUUGGAAAAUUAUCCUUAUUCAAAGGGAGGGAAAGAAAAACAGCAAAACAGAAAAACAAUCCUCUGUGUAUGAGAAAAUCCACGGAUAUAAUUGGAACCAUAAAGCUAAGCAAACAAAAAACAUGCUCGAUGUUGUGUUGAUGAAACAUUAGCCUCUAUUAGAAUGGGACAUGGCUUCUUUAAAGAAUCUUUGCAGACCUCAUGGUAACCAAAUCCUAGACCAUUGAACCUCUGAAUGCCAUUCAGUUCUGAACUUUAUUUAUCAAAGAGCAUUUUUGUCCAGCUGUCUCUGAUUGUCAUGGAAAGUUCUGUAAUGCUAAGGUGUUUGAGGUUUUCCUUUUUCUUUCUUUUUUUUUUCUUUUUCUUACUUUAUUUUUUCAUUUGUACCACAGUCCGACUAGCUACCAUUUCCCCCACACCUUGGGCUUUCUGUAGAUCAGUGGAUGUUAGGUUUAAACUUCUGUUUUCUUUGAUGAAGCUUUCAAUAAAAAAUGAAAACAAA
Molecule: messenger RNA, 8375 nt
Organism: Vombatus ursinus (common wombat)
Lineage: Eukaryota; Metazoa; Chordata; Mammalia; Diprotodontia; Vombatidae
Gene: RBMS3
Product: RNA binding motif single stranded interacting protein 3
Exons: 19
Coding region: 64-1887 (607 amino acids)
Cellular component (GO): cytosol; nucleus; ribonucleoprotein complex
Molecular function (GO): poly(U) RNA binding; poly(A) binding; mRNA 3'-UTR binding
Source: RefSeq, a predicted model, not a curated record